AAGCCAAUGCACAGUUUGUUGCUUUUUGUACUCAAAUGGAGGUGCAAAGAUACAUCUUUUACCCACACACACAUACAUAUGCUUAUAAUUAUAUGUAUAUUCAUCUAGCUAUGUGUUCACAGCUACAAUCCAACUGCAUACCCAAAAAACUUUGUUGAUAUCUUCGGUGCUAUGAGAAUUUUGUCCCCAUUUUCCCACUACGCCCAUCCCCCUUAUUUUAACCACCCUUAUUCAUCUCUUUCUUAUUCAAUUCAUCUCUUUCUUCAACGCCAUUACUAUACCAUAUCAUCUUUCUUCCCUUUUAUUUUCCUUUUUUUUUAAAAAAAAUUAUCAACUUUGCAUUUAUUUUAACCUUUAAAUGAGAUUUAACCUUUAAAUGAUACUUGUCUCAUGGCUCCCUACCUCGGACUCACGUCCCUAACCUCCUCCUUCCCAAAUUCAAACCAACCCCAAUCACAUUUCGCGAUGCGGAACAACAACAAUCAGGCAUCUCCAGACGAAGACGACGAUUCGUGGGAAGUCCGGGCGUUCGAGGAGGACACGACGGGCAACCUGCUGGGCUGCACGUGGCCGCCGCGCUCCUACACGUGCACAUACUGCCGGAGGGAGUUCCGCUCCGCCCAAGCCCUCGGCGGCCACAUGAACGUGCACCGCCGUGAUCGCGCCAGGCUGCACGAGGUGCCUCCGCCGCCGCCCCUCGUCCCCUCUCAGCCACCGCGGAUACUUAUCCAAACAGGCCACGAAUUCGGCGCUGACGGAUUGUGCCUUGUUUACCCUUUACCAAACCCUAAUUCCAUCAUUUUCCCUAAUUACUCAAUUCCUCUUCAACAUUUCGCCAACAAUACAUUUAAACCUACUGAAACGGCACCCAACAGUGUCGUUUCCUCCCUCUGCCACUCCACAAACACUGAACCAUCUGCAUCAAACAACAGCAACGACAACAAUAACAGCAACAUUCGAGGUUUGGACGAAAACACAAAACACUCAGCCGAAGAGGAGGAGAUAGACCUAGAACUCCGGCUGGGGCGGAGGCCGCACCCGCCGCCAUGACGGAACUUUGAUUUUACUUUGAGGAAUGAUGAUUUGGAAAGUUUGGAAGAAGGGUUAGGGCAUGAGUAAAAAAGAGAGAUAAAAAUUUAUAUACUGCAGCUAGGGUUGGAUUGGCAGUUGAUAAAGGUUGCAGUGCAGUGUCAUUUUCUGACAUUGAU
Salvia hispanica is the source of this 1208-nucleotide messenger RNA. RefSeq lists its product as uncharacterized. Lineage: Eukaryota; Viridiplantae; Streptophyta; Magnoliopsida; Lamiales; Lamiaceae. The record is from RefSeq and is a predicted model, not a curated record.